AUGCCUCACAACCGCCGUUCUCGCCCUUCGUCCCUUCCGCCCUCCCUCCCUUCUUUCCGCCUUACAGCAACCCCGGAUUUCGCGGAGGUGUAUCGGUUCAUAGGGCUCGUGUUCGACCCGUCCACGUCGGGCCACCUCGCGCACCUCAAGGCCAUGGCGCCCAUCGACCGCGAAACCGUGCUCCUGCUCAUGCGAAAUCUCUCCAUGAAUCUCGCCAAUCCUGAAUUUCAGCAGCAUGACGCGUUCAUGCAACUCAUGCGAGGCACGGGCGGCAGCGACGCCUCGGCCCCACCAGACGCACCACCAGACGCAGCCGCAGGCGCAGCAGCAAACACGGAAGCAGCAGGUGCUACAGCAGAAGGAGCAGCAGGAGCGGCAGCAGGAAGCCAGGAGGCAGAAAUCCCCAAGUCUAAGGGAGGCGCAGCAGAUGCAGCAGAUGGGGUACGAGAGGUCGAGGAGAAGGCGGGCAGGCAGACACAGGCCCAGGAGCAAAGACCAGAGAAUGCUGAGGGCUGUGCAAAGGCGGAAGAAGGUAGGGUGGAGGCGGGCAUGGCGGAGGCGGGCAGGUUAGCAGGAAGUGGAGUGGGUGCUGAUGCUGCUGCAGCAGGUGCCCAAGAGAGUGCAAAGGAACGAGCAGCAGAGGGGGAUGGUGCGGUGGGAAUGGAGGUGGAAGGGGGAGAGGCGAGGCCGCCAGGCGAUGGACAAGAACGUGUUGACGGAGCCAGUGGGGUCAACGGGGUCAACGCAGUCAAUUAUAUGACUGAGGCGCAGCAGUUGCAUGAUGCCCGGACUAACCCAGCUGGUGCGAAAGAUUCAAGAGGUGCUGAUGCUGGUGCUGGUGCUGCUGCUGCUGCUGCUGUUGCUGCUGAAUCGCAUAAGAGAGAAGCUGCUGGAGAGGCAGCAAACGAUGGGUCGUCUCCUGCGCCCACCUCGCCCUCUGGCCCACACUCCGCCCUUCACUCCGCUGCCCAUUCCGACCACCUGCUGGCGCACAACCACCAGGCGCUCCUCACAGCCAUGCGCGGAGGCGCCAGCAGCCUAGGGGGGGACGUGCCCCGCGCCAUAAGGGGAGACAUGGCCAGCAGCAUGCGGGGCCUUGUGCCCCGUGGGGUAGGAGGAGUUGGGGGAGAGAUGCCCCUGGGCGGGGGAGAUGUGGAGGAGCUUUUUAUGAUGUCCCACAUGAUGUCUGCCUGGCCGGGUUUCUCUGGAUUUGAUCUGCCAGAGGAUGUCAAGCCAGGCAUGGCUGGAGCAGCUGUGGUCUCGGCAGGAGGCGCGGUAUCUGAGGCAGGAGCCGAGGCAGCAGGUUCGGCAGCGAGGUCAGCGAGAGGGUUGGGGGCAGGAACGGGUGGUGGUGCAGGGAAGGGAGUGGGUGCGAGCACAGAUGCAGAGGUGCUGGCGCUGACAGCUGCUGUAGCAGCACGAGCAGCAGGGACAGGCAGCAGCGGUGGUGCUAAUGCUGCUGGGAAUGGUGCUGGUGGCGGUACCGGUGUUUCUGUUGGGGGUGGUGCUGGUGGUGGUGCCGCUGGUGCUGCUGGGGGUGGUGGUGGUGCGGGUGGUGGUGGUGGUGGAAUGAGCAAUGGAGGGGGUCAAGCUGCCAUGUGGGCUGGUCGGAUGGCAGGGGGGGGCAUGCCUGGUGGCAUGGCAGUUGGCAUGGCAGGAGGCAGCAUGGCACCUGCAAUGAGAGGCUUGCCGGGAGGCGGUAUGAUGGCACGGCCAGGCGGCAUGGUGAUGAUGGGUGGCCAUGAACCGGGGCAAGGCAUGGCUGGUGGUAUGGGCGGUGGCAUGUUGGGUGCAGGCAUGGGGAGUGCAGGGAUGGCGGGUAUGGGAAUAGGAGCAGGCAUGGGAGGAAACAUUGCUACUGCAGGCUUGGGAGUGCAUGCGCGGCCAGGUAUGGGUCUAGGUCCGGGAUCUGCAGGCAUGGGUUUACGCCCGGGGGCUGCAGGGAUGGGAGGUGCAGGCAUGGGUGCUGCUGGUAUUGGAGCAACAGGCAUGGGGAACUACAGUGCUAGUGCAAUGGACAUGGAAGGCAUGAUGGAUCUUCCUAUGCCUGUGGGCAUGAGUGGGGCUUCUUCAGAGCAUUUUUAUGUGCCAGGAAUGCUGCCUGGAAUGUUCAAGUUUUCGGGGUUCUCUGGUGCUGUGAUUCAAGGAGCAGGAACUGGUGGUGUUGGCGGUAUCAUCCCCUCGAGCGGCAUUCGCGGCGUUCUGCGCCGAGCGGAGCCGCUCGACGCGUGUCAGCCGCUCACGUCCCGCGCAAAGCGCUCCGAGCGGGCCUUCGCGCUGAUCACACGUGGCAACUGCCUAUUCGACACCAAGGUUCUGAACGCGCAAGUGGCGGGGUAUGCGGCCGCGAUAGUGUUCAAUAACGAGGACAACGACGAGCUUAUAUCGAUGUCGGCGCGCAACGUGUGGGACGUGGCGAUCCCCGCGGUCUACAUCUCCCACGCGGACGGCCAUUUGCUACUCUCGCUCCUCGCCGCGCAACCCGCGUCGCUCCUCAUCCUCCUCCCCACCCUCUCCGGCUCGCUCCUCCCGCUGCUCGCCGCGGCGCUCCUCGCGCUGCUCACGCUCUCCGUCUUCCUCUCCGCGUUUCUCAUAAUUAUGCGCCAGCAGCGGAUACGGCGCGCGCUCGAGGAGGCCCGGAGGGGCGGCGCAUGGGGGGCGGGGGGGCCGGAAGCGGAAGCCGUCGGGGGGAUGGGGGAGGAGGGGCUGGUGGUGAUGCGCGCGCUGCUGCUUCCGCCGCCGCGGCCGCUUGAUAUCGGCUUAUCAGCUGCGGAGCUGAAAGCGCUUCCAGAAAUAACAUACUCGCCUUCUAUGGAGGAUCUCGCGGAAGCUUGUAAAGGGGAUACUGGAGUGGAGGAAGGGGAGGAUGCGGAUGAGUUGGGAGAUGUGGAGGAGGGGAGGGUGCAGGGGAGCAGUGAGCAGGGAGAGGAGGGAAAGGAGGCGGGAAAUGAGGCGGGGAGGAGGAGGAGGAGAGGGUGGAGCAGGGCGCUAGAGACGUGCGCCAUCUGCCUGGACGAUUACCAAUCCGGGGACCGCCUCAGAGUGCUGCCCUGCGGUCAUGUAGUCUCCCAUAUCCCCCACCGCACCUGCCUCUCCCGUCUCUUCACUCGAUCCCCUCGAAAUGGCCCAUUUUACACUCCAAACCCUCACUCCUCUCCCAUCUCACCUCAGCACUCUCCCCUCUCCCCUCUCCCUCCUCUCCGCCGCUCAUCACCGGCAGAGUUGCACGCUGACUGUGUGGGCGAAAUGGGUUUGGAGUCAGCUCACCCCCCUCAUUCCCUUCUUCCCCUUCCUCUGCUUGCCAUCCCACAGAAGUGUGUGGACGAGUGGCUAACCACCAAGCAGCCCCUCUGCCCCAUCUGCAAGGGUGACGCGCACGCACCCUCCACCUCCCCUCCUGACAACUGCAGCAGCAGCAGCAGCAGCAGCAGCAGCAGCAGCAGCACUGCUGGCACCAACAAUGCCGCGCACCCCUCUGUUCCUGCGCCUCCUUCGCUGAGCCAACUCCUCUCCUCAUCCUCCUCCCCCUCUUCCUCAAGAUCAGAGACCUCCUCGCCCUCCUCUCGUUCCUCCUCCCCUCACGCACAAUCCCACCCAUCCACCUCUUCGCUGCUUCUCACCUCUUUGCUUCCCAACCUACCUUGGCUAAGGCACCCUGCCAGCUCCCGAGCCUCCUCGCCUGCACUGGCCGUACCUAGCCCAUCCGCUGCCGAGCCUGGAGCUAGUGACAUCCGGCGGCCGUUCCUCCGGCCCCCUAGCCCGGCUGCUUCUCCUACCUCUCCCGCCCUUUCGGCUGCUGACUCAGCACCUGUGCAUGCUGUGCUGUCACACCAAACAGAUUUGACGAGCAUCGGGUGA
Molecule: messenger RNA, 3858 nt
Organism: Closterium sp. Naga37s-1
Lineage: Eukaryota; Viridiplantae; Streptophyta; Zygnematophyceae; Desmidiales; Closteriaceae
Source: the annotation of a GenBank genome assembly